AUGUCGAACAUCAUCGGCAAUCGCAACAGCACCCCCGAGACCUCGUCCUCCUCGCUCGGCGGCUCCACUCUUCGCCCACCACGCACGUUGACAAGUGCUGGACACCACUUGCGUGCUUCCGCCGACAUGAGCGCCUUCUCGGCCGCUUCGCCGCUCGCUAAUCGAGGUAUUAGGCCUGCUUCGGAGGUCUAUUUCAACCAGUUCAGCCAGGGUGGUAGCUCCUCAAACCCAGACGAGGUGGCAGAGCGGGCCGCUCAACAAUGGAUUGCGGACAUCGAUCAGUAUGAAACCACGCUCGAGGAGAUGGCUGCAGCGACUCUGGACCAGGACUUCAAGGACGAGCUGAGCGCCAUUGAGCAGUGGUUCCGUGUGCUCAGCGAGCCUGAGCGCACGGCAGCUCUUUACGCGUUGCUCCAGCAGACUACACAAGUCCAGAUCCGCUUCUUCAUUCAGGUGCUGCAGCAAAUGGCCAAGAGUCACCCGAUGGCUGGUGUCUUGUCUCCCGCCACUUUCAAUGAGAAGGAACCCAUGACAUCGAGGAUGAACGACGCUAUCAAUAAGCUGAAUGUGGAAGGUUCGCGCGCUUCCUUCGGGUUUGGCAGUAAGCCACCACCUUCGCCAGGUGCCAAGCGAAUGUCUGGCCUCGAUCCGAACACGAUCAAGUCCAUGUUUCCAGAUGCCGCAAACGCCAUUGAGGAUCAAAAGGCGGAAUUCCAAAAGACUACUGGGAGUGUUCCAAAGAGCAACAGGAACAGCGCGGUUGGGGACAGGUCAUCGCAGUAUAUGCCUACCAUUGCAGCGCCAGAAGAAGAUAAGAAGAAUGGAUCUUCUGGUAUACCAUCUGGUCCGUGGAGAAGCAGCGGCGGUUCGCAAGGUGGUGAGAACCUACCUCCCAUUGGCAGGCCCAAGUCUUCAUCUAGCCAGCAGCAAGGUAGCCAGCAAGUGAUGGGCCAAUUUGGCGUGGGCCAGGCUCCUUUAUCUGCAGGGCUGCGCUCUGGCAGACCGUUCCCCAUCUCGAGUGAUAAUAACAUUCAGAGUCAAACUGCAAGCCAGCUCGGACACAAUGCUGACGGCAUGCCGAUACUGUCUCCUUACGCGCCUGGUCAAAGCUGGGCUUCGAUGACCAAUACUCCUAUGGUUGCCAACUUCAGCCAGCAACAGAGCGCCUCCCAGGCUGACAUGGUUGCCAAUGCCACUGCCAUGAAACUUGCCGCUCUCUCUACUGUCAACAACCGUAUUCACCUUGAUGAUCCUCGCAAGUUUCGUCGUACCCGUUCCUCGGAAGGGCAGAAUGGUCAACAGCCACUUUCACCGGCCAUGCCAGGUCAUCUCAUCUUGGACCCUAUGGGCCAGGGCUUCACACCCCAGCAAGCUGCUGCCCUUCAGCAACAUCAGAUCAACACCAUUCUGCAGAAUCAACGCUCGCGUCCAUCGUCGCCAGGUAUUGCCAUUACCGGUCCACCUGGAGGCAACCCUGUCAUGAACAUGGCUGGAAUGCAGAACAAUGGCUACCUGGCAGCCUACGACAAUGGCAUGGGACAGCUCAACAACGGUAUGGCAGGCAUGAACUUAAGCAACUUUGCUCUCGGCAACUUCGGUAACGAGGGCUAUCUAUCGGAUGCCAGUGAAAUCAAUCGAGGCAGAUCACCACGGGGUCGACGAGGUAGCUCCAAGCCGCCGGAGGAUCCAACCGAUAUCGCACUACUGCGAGACAUCCCGAACUGGCUACGAACGCUCCGGCUCCACAAGUAUACUGAUAAUCUCAAGGAUAUGAACUGGCAGGACCUGGUCGCGCUAGAUGACGAGGGUCUCACAGCAAAAGGUGUCGCAGCGAAGGGCGCGCGGACCAAGUUGUUAAAGGUAUUUGAGCAAGUCCAGCAAGCCCAACAAGAAGGCCGCCUCUAG
Molecule: messenger RNA, 1905 nt
Organism: Sphaerulina musiva SO2202
Lineage: Eukaryota; Fungi; Ascomycota; Dothideomycetes; Mycosphaerellales; Mycosphaerellaceae
Exons: 3
Coding region: 1-1905 (634 amino acids)
Biological process (GO): nuclear-transcribed mRNA poly(A) tail shortening; regulation of mRNA stability
Cellular component (GO): P-body
Molecular function (GO): mRNA binding; translation repressor activity; protein binding
Source: RefSeq, a predicted model, not a curated record